Molecule: messenger RNA, 4738 nt
Organism: Betta splendens (Siamese fighting fish)
Lineage: Eukaryota; Metazoa; Chordata; Actinopteri; Anabantiformes; Osphronemidae
Product: synapsin-3-like
Exons: 15
Coding region: 324-1937 (537 amino acids)
Biological process (GO): neurotransmitter secretion
Cellular component (GO): synaptic vesicle; synaptic vesicle membrane
Molecular function (GO): ATP binding
Source: RefSeq, a predicted model, not a curated record
AGAGAGAGAGAGAGAUUGUGGGGGGCUUGGCUGGGAGGCUGAGGAGGACCGUGGACCUGAUCGCAGAAGAAGAAGCAGCAACAUCAGAAGAAGAAGAAAGAAGGCGCUCCAUCCGAUACUUGCUCGCCACCAACAACCGCUCAGGCUCGUUCGGGUGGCGGACGGUCGUGGGACGCUGCGGCGGGGUUCGUGCAGGCAGGGAUUCCCCCCUCAGCCGUGUUCCUCCUGCUUCAGCCCAGUCACCAGGGGAGGGAGGUGGAGCAGGUGGGAAGGACUUCCUACCCCUCACCUCAUUUGGCCUGACCGCCACCAGCCCCGCCACCAUGAACUACCUUCGCCGGCGCCUGUCAGACAGCAGCUUCGUGGCCAACCUCCCCAACGGCUACAUGAUGGACCUGCAAAGGCCCGCCCCCCCGGGCUCAUCCACGUCGUCGCCUGCCUCCCCGGCCACGGAGCGGCGGCAGCCCCCGUCCUUCCCUACCAGCCAGACCCAGGGCCCGAGCCCAGGCCCAGGCUCUGGCGCGGGCUCGGGGAGCUUCCUCAGCUCCUUCUCCAGCGUGGUGAAGAGCGCUCAGAUGGCUCAGAACGUUGCUGCGGCCGCGCACGCCAAGUCGGCGGCGGGUGGGUCCACCGAAGGGGCCCCUGCUGGGAGCGGCCCGCCAGCCAAACCCGUCAUCCGCAAACCCAAGAUCCUGCUGGUUGUUGAUGACCAGCACACAGAUUGGGCCAAGUAUUUCCGAGGGAAGAAGCUGAACGGCGAGUACGAGAUCCGAGUGGAACAGGCAGAAUUCUCAGAGAUCAACCUGGCUUCUUACGUCAGUUCGGGAUGUAUGGUGGACAUGCAAGUCAAUAAAGGAGGCAGCAAAGUGGUCAGGUCGUUCAAGCCGGACUUUGUCCUGGUCCGGCAGCACGCAUACAGCAUGCUCCCCGGUGAGGACUUCAGGAAUCUUGUGAUCGGCCUGCACUUCGGUGGCGUGCCGAGUCUGAACUCGCUCUUCUCCAUCUACAACUUCUGCAGCAAGCCUUGGGUGUUUUCUCAGAUGAUUAAGCUCUACCACUCCCUGGGUCCAGAGAAAUUCCCCCUGAAUGAACAGACUUUCUAUCCCAACCACAUGCAGAUGGUGGCGACUCCCUCCUACCCUGUGGUGGUGAAGAUGGGCCACGCUCACGCCGGCAUGGGGAAGAUUAAGGUGGAGAGCCAGCAGGACCUCCAGGACAUCACCAGCGUGGUGGCGCUGGCGGGGACGUACGCCACCACCGAGCCCUACGUCCAGUCCAAGUACGACAUCCGCAUCCAGAAGAUCGGCGGCAACUACAAGGCUUACAUGAGGACGUCCAUCUCCGGCAACUGGAAGGCCAACACGGGCUCGGCCAUGUUGGAGCAGAUCGCCAUGACGGACAGAUAUCGGCUGUGGGUGGACUCCUGCGCCGCGAUGUUUGGUGGCCUAGACAUCUGUGCUGUGAAGGCCGUCCAUGGAAAAGAUGGCAACGACUAUAUUAUCGAGGUGAUGGACAGCUCCAUGCCCCUGAUCGGUGAGCACGUGGAGGAAGACAAACAGCUGAUCACAGAGCUGGUCAUCAACAAGAUGGCUCAGGUGCUGCUGGGGGUGGCCACACCUCAGCCUUCCUCCGUCAAGACCUCGCAGCCCAGACGAGGAGGACACCGCUCCGCUUCCGCCUCCCCGUCCCAGUCCGCCCAGGGUUCACCUCAGCGGGCGCGCUCGGCCACCACCUCUCCCAGCCAGGCCUUCCAGCCCGGUCCCAUACCGGCCCCUUCUGGCCCCGGGGCUCAGAAACAGUCACCGCAGCUGAACAAAUCCCAGUCGCUGACCAACACCUUCACAGAGACGUUGCGAGGAAGCCUGACCGACGACGAGGCCAAAGCCGAGACCAUCCGCAGCCUCCGGCAGUCCUUCGCCAGCCUCUUCUCAGACUAAACGCCUGCCCCAGAAGCUUCCUCUUCCUGUUAGAUCAUCAGGUUUGAAAACAAAAGUCAAGUUCAGGAGGCUUCUUCCUCCUCCAACCCUCAGCUCUCCGUCCUAAUCUUUACAUAGUUCAGUUGAUUUAAAGGCUCUUGAUGAAGACUGUCCGCUAGAAUGUGUCGAUUGAAGAUGUCAUAUUAUUAAAGCUGAUGUGUUUUGCCAUUUUUUUUAACGACACAAGGAGAAACUCUCAUAAUGUCACUGCAGCUGUAUCCAUGUCUCCGCAAUACCCAUAAUUCUCUGUUUCACUCCAUUGUGCUCGUGUUAGAGGACAUUUCCAGACGUCGGCCUUUCUAGCAGCAGCCAAUAAUUAUUAGCUCUCACUAAUCUGGUUUGUAGUCGUUUUCCCGCGUUCUGUUCCACCAAACAAGUCGACUAUCUUUCAACAUCCGCUCAGUUAUUCUCCAUCGUUUUUAAUUGGCACACAGCUUCCUGCUGUGCAGUUUAACGGCAAUACGUUGUAUUGGACACAUCCUCACGGGUCACCAGCGAUCUUUCGAGUGUCUCGCCAGCAGCAGCAGCAGCAUUUCUCAGACAUCCGUGUGCUGGAGAUAACUAUUGGCUCACGUAGCGGCUCCUCUACCUUGGCCAAACAUGACCAAAGCACUUAAAAAAAAAAAGAAAACGUUUCUCGCCUCUAACAGCUCACGAAAACAAUCACCCAGCGGAGCAGCUUUCGGGCUCGUGAUUUCACGUGGCUCCGAGCCGCCGUCUUCCAUCACAGCUCAGAUCUGCCCCUGCAGUUGUUGUUCUUGUAAAUAGCACUAUAGUGUUUUCUGUGGGGGGGAUUGGUAUCAUAGUUACUAGGGCUGUGUGUUGAAAGGCCCUGAGGACGUAAUAUUCCUCUAAUGCCGGUUAACGAUGAUUGGAUAACAACACACACAUCCAAUAUAUUCAUUCCUUUCCAUUCGUUCUCUUUGGAACCGCAAGUAAACAAAUGUUGUGUGUAAAACCGUGCUAUACAAUCACACCUUUAAUCACCUGCAGUUUACGUUGCUCCUUUUAAAAGAUCAGGAUCCCACACGACCAAACACGCGUUCCUCCUGUUGGUUUGUACAGUAAGCAGGAACAAAUCAUGAUGACGAUGAGGAAGGAGUUAAAGUACUGUACUGUGUUCAGUACACAGACGCUUAAAUGGACCUGUUUGUGAUUCCAAAGUUUAAGGGAUAUUAUUUAAAUGCAUGACGCUGUGCUAGGUUUUAUACAGUAGUGCCGUGUGUGUGCGUGUGUGUGUAAAGCUGUAGAGUUAUUAUCAUUAUACCAGUGAUUCAUCCACAAAAUGAACUGUCCCAUUUUUGCAAUAAUCACUUUCUGUGUUAUUUUGUGUUGAAUCUAUGAAGCUUAGCACUUGAAGGGAAGUUUUUUUUAUAGAUUUUAGCCUUAGAUAUUAGUGACUUCUUUUUGUUGACCAGGCCUCAGAAUAUUAAUAUAAUAAUAGUUUACAAUAUUAAUACAAUACAGGCUUCUCCUUGACCUUGAAAGUAACCUCACAGCUUAGUAAUCUACAUUCAUUACUUGUAACAGCUAACGUGAAGGAGUCGUUGCACGUUUUCUGCACAUUUCUGCUUUUGGAAUACAAACGGUACAAACCUCCGAGCCCUUUACACGCAGCGCGUCUCCCACUGCGGUCCUAUGCACGCCAUCCAGCAUCAGGACGUUUGUGCCGUUCGCAUUUCGCCCAUAACCAUCAUUUCACAGAGUGAAUCCGAGCGAAAUUCACCUCAACACUGUAAAAAGGACCAAAUCAGCGUCACUAAGCGAGACCCCCGUCGUUCAUUUAGGGUGUGAUAAGCCAUAAUCGAACCACCAGGAUGCACUAACCCCCUCGUGCCACGCAAUAACGGCCGCCAGGACGCACGUUAGCUUCCAUUAGCCGUGUCCGUUGGCGUCGAAGAGCGGCCUAGCCUGCGAAAUCCAGAUUUGGAUUCUCAACGGGUCCCCCUGUCGGGACGGAAGGUGGCCUGAGGCUUUACUGAUGUCACUCCUGUCUAGUUCUUACCGCACUUCCAGCCGACGCCACACUUCCCGUGUCUUCUGGUGACAUUCGAUCUCGCUCGAACCGCUUGUCGCUACCUCAGAGUUCAGCAGCGGUAGUGCUGGAGGAGCAGAGCCGGCUCGAGGCACCGGACGGUGUAGUGUCUGUGUCGUCCACUGCAAUGCUCCGCGAUUCCAGGCUCUCAGGGGUCCCAAAGGUCAGCAGAACAUCUUCCACCCGAAACCCGUCGGUGUAACGGAUAUUACUGUGAUGUUCUCACCCAUUCCAUCCCAUGUUUGCUCCCAUCCUUUAAUUAAAAGACCACGCAAUACUCUGCUCUGGGUUUUUGUUCAUUGAUUUGUUUGCAAAUGAGUGGGUUGAGCCCCAGGCUCAGCUCUGGGCGAUGUUGAGCAGCCACAGAGACUGGAGCUAACGCUGCAAACGUGGGAGGCCGCUCCUCCGGUCCACUGUGUCGCUUCCUCCCUGCUGAACGGCGGCUGGUGUCGUGCCGUACUUUUAAGUGUAUUAAUGUUCUGUAUAUCGGUGUAAGUGUGGCAUGAAAACCGACCCCUCUCGUGUGCCUCAGGUGUGUAACAUUUUGGUCGUCACGUGAUCUUCUAUGUCCGGCUGCUUAUCUGUGAGACGUGUGAUGCAUCUCAUGUGUUUCUGUAAUUUAUGAGUGUUAAAUUAUUCCUUUUUUUGUUUCUUUCUUUCUUUUUCUGUCAUUGUGUCUGAAAAAAUUCUGAGAUUUAUGUUAUUAAAAGUAUCAACUUUUAUUACA